UGCAGUGCUUCAUUAUUUCUUCAUUCUGUCCUCUCACUCCGCAGAGACAACAUGAGGCUGUGGGCCUUCCUGCUGCUCGCUCUGACCGCUCUGACUUUAGCGGCAGAUGAGUCGUGUAUGAGUCGCUGUGAGAAUGGCUUUAACUCAGAGAAGACGUGCCAGUGUGACUCAAUGUGCAAAUAUUACAACAGCUGCUGCUCUGACUUCGAGGUCUAUUGUGGCAUGAUGACUCGUGGGGACACGUUUGUGUUUGCAGAGGAUGAUGAUGAUAGUGAGCUUCUUCAAAGCACCACUCCCACUCCCUCGCCUCAACGCUCAUCCCACAGUCUGUCCAUCACUGCUACCGAUCGCAAGCUGAAGCCCACCGAGCAGCCCAUCUCAGACUUUGGUCGCAGACAACAGGAACAACAUGAAACAACUCUAGAAAUGACCAGACCCCCUCGACUGAUGGAAACAAUACUUCAGAAAAUCCCUAUAACACCCGUAUCGAAGAUAGUGGCGACUGCACAGAUAACAACUGAAACCCCUGUGACUGAGGCAGCAGUUGAGACCACCACCGGCCCCGUCACAACAGCCACCACCGAAGCCCCCGACCCAGACGCUAUGGCCUGCAGCGGGAGGCCUUUUGACUCCUUCAUGCAACAAAAAAAUGGCUCAAUAUAUGCCUUCAGAGGGGAAUACUUUUUUGAACUGGACAAAAAGACUGUUCUUCCUGGUUAUCCAAAGCUCAUAAAGGACGUGUGGGGCAUCAGCGGGCCGAUUGAUGCUGCCUUCACCCGCGUCAACUGUAAAGGGAAGACUUACAUCUUCAAGGGAAACAAGUACUGGAGGUUUGAUAACGGUGUGCUGGAUGAGGACUAUCCUCGAGAUAUCAGCGUGGGCUUUGACAAAAUUCCCGAUCAUGUGGACGCAGCGUUUGCUCUGCCGGCUCCUGGUCACAAUGGAAAGGAGAAGGUCUAUUUCUUCAAAGGUGAUCAGUAUCACACAUACGAGUUUCUGCACCAGCCAUCCCAUGAUGAGUGCAUCACCAUGUCAGAGAGCUCUCCGCCCCUAAUGUUCAGACGCUACACUGACGUAUACUACAACAACUACGAACGUGUCAUCAGCGAGCUGUUCUCUAGCUCGCCUCAGCAUCACGACAAACACCACUUCAUUGACAAGGACUGGAAGGGCCUCAAGUCUCCAGUGGAUGCUGUCAUGGCUGGCAGGAUGUACGUCCCUCCAGUGAGGCCCGCACGACGCCGCAACGACUACCAGCCUGGGCAGCCUCGGAACCAGCAGAACGGGCAGAAUUACCAGCAGUACGGUCAGCAGUACGGUCAGCAGUACGGUCAGCAGUACGGGCAGCAGCACGGGCAGCAGCACGGGCUGCAGUGGGCUCAUAGGAGGCAGAGCCGUUCCCCCUACUGGGGCUCCACGGCUGAGCAGGGGAUGAACAUGGGCCAGGGCUUUGCAGACAGGGGGAUGGACAUGGGUCUGAGGUUGGCAGAGAGGGGGUUGGAGAUGGAGGAGAGACUGGGACGAGACUGGAACAGACAAUGGGAUCAAGACUCGGACCAGGACAGACGGAGAGGCGGGACCCGGCAGAACAACAGAGGCAACCACGACUCCAGAAACGUUGGGUCCGUCUCCAGGAGUCUGCCCAUACAGAGCGUCUACUUCUUCAGAGGAGAGUCGUACUACAGAGUGGACCUGAAGACCAAGAGAGUGGACCCAGCCUCGCCUCCGUACCCCAGAUCCAUCGCCAAGUUCUGGCUCGGCUGUUCAGACACCACCGGGGCAGAGAAGUAGUUGCAAAAUGUUUUGUUAUUUUAAUAUGACCACUAGGACUACAUUUGUAUAUAACUGAUUAUUCAUUUUGCCCUGAAACUGGCAGUGUUGGCUUCUUGUAAAGUGUGACACUAAACGAACCGCUCGUCAACUUCAGCAAACAUUGGAGAUCAAUGAAGGUCCAACACUGCUGCUCUUCACCGCCGUAGUGUUUUAGCAUGUCCAAAGUUCAAUUGGUGGAUUAAGGUUAUCUCAUCUGUUCUCAAAAUCAGCUGACCGACUUAGUUAAACAACUAUAAGGACUAUAACCUCAAUUUGGAAAUCCAGAAGAGAUUGGAUACUCUAGUAUUAUUCUACAGGUUUUCUGUUCCCAUGUCUUUGUUUUGGGGUUUAUAAUAUUCAAGAAGUUUGUUACAUUCAUUCCAAAACCAACACAGAUGGUAAAUCAGGGACUUUUUUUCUAAACCAUGUAUCUACACAUGUUUAUUUUCCAUUGUUUAAUCAUAAGCAUACAGUAAAUAACACAAUAUAAACAGGGUUGAUGAGACUUUUCAUCCACAAAGGGGUCAUAAAAAUGUGGCACGUGGUCGUACAACAAUCGUAACAAUCUCUAAAAAUGCAAUAAUGGCGGUUUAUGCUAACAGCAGCAUUGUGUAACUGCAAAGGUCAGAGAGCAGCGGCAGAUCAGACUUUGACUAGAGGUCGUAGAAAACAUUGUUACAAUUAUAGUUUUCUGAUAUCUAAGGGCUAGUGUAAGAGGGCAAAAUAUAAUUCCAAAUCAUACUACAAUGACAAAGCAACCUUGUUUACUUUAUAUGUUUUUUCACGGAUCUUUGAACAAUGUAUUUGAUCAGCAUAUUCACAACCUGUUCCAACUUGUACGAUAACAAAUAAAAACGUCAUAUAUUUAAA
Trematomus bernacchii (emerald rockcod) is the source of this 2682-nucleotide messenger RNA. RefSeq names its product vitronectin a (gene vtna). The transcript has 8 exons. Gene Ontology annotation, biological process: cell-matrix adhesion; cell adhesion mediated by integrin; immune response. NCBI's taxonomy places the organism in Eukaryota, Metazoa, Chordata, Actinopteri, Perciformes, Nototheniidae. The record is from RefSeq and is a predicted model, not a curated record. The coding region runs from base 52 to 1791 and encodes 579 amino acids. Gene Ontology annotation, molecular function: polysaccharide binding; extracellular matrix binding; scavenger receptor activity.